Messenger RNA from Girardinichthys multiradiatus, 1359 nucleotides. It is a transcript of the gene ap3s1, whose product is annotated as adaptor related protein complex 3 subunit sigma 1. Lineage: Eukaryota; Metazoa; Chordata; Actinopteri; Cyprinodontiformes; Goodeidae. Gene Ontology annotation, biological process: Golgi to vacuole transport; intracellular protein transport. The record is from RefSeq and is a predicted model, not a curated record. Bases 238 to 819 code for a protein of 193 amino acids. The transcript is spliced from 6 exons. Gene Ontology annotation, cellular component: intracellular membrane-bounded organelle; membrane coat; AP-3 adaptor complex.
AUCCAUCGCGGCUUCCGUAGCAAGAGGAGGCGGAUGACUUCUCAUUUUGACGUGGAAUAUUUCCGUGCAGAGACGAUGGAGAAGUAGAAGCCCGGUGAAGCUGAAAACCAUUAGAUCCAGACGGGAUUUUAAGCCCUGAAACCCAGUCAGGGCCGGAUUGUUCCGGAGUUGACAGAACCCGGUCCAACAGAGGCUGAAGCCGCCGCGCUCCCCGCCUCUUUCCGCUCAGCUAUAAUCAUGAUCAAAGCCAUUUUAAUAUUCAACAACCACGGCAAACCGAGGCUUUCUAAAUUCUACGAACAUUAUAAUGAAGACACAGAGCAACAGAUCAUCAGAGAAACCUUCCACUUGGUCUCAAAAAGAGACGAAAACGUCUGCAAUUUCCUAGAAGGCGGAUUGUUGAUUGGAGGAUCGGACUACAAGCUGAUCUACAGACACUACGCCACGCUGUAUUUCGUGUUUUGUGUCGAUUCUUCUGAGAGCGAAUUAGGAAUUUUAGACUUAAUCCAGGUUUUUGUGGAAACGCUGGACAAAUGCUUUGAGAAUGUCUGUGAGCUUGACUUAAUUUUUCAUGUUGACAAGGUCCACCACAUUUUGGCAGAGAUGGUGAUGGGCGGAAUGGUCCUGGAGACCAACAUGAACGAAAUAAUCAUGCAGGUGGACGCCCAGAACAAGAUGGAGAAGUCUGAGGCUGGCAUCGCAGGAGCACCAGCUCGCGCAGUGUCAGCGGUAAAGAACAUGAACCUCCCGGAAAUGCCCAAAAACAUCAACAUUGGCGACAUAAGUAUAAAAGUGCCAAAUUUACCUUCUUUCAAAUAGCGGCAGCAAGAACCAUGAACCCUGAGGUGUCAUCUGAUGUUUACCUUGAUGCAAUCUGCUUACCAAAACCUUAAAUUACUUUAUCAGUUUGGGAGAUACUGUGUGAUUUCAUACUCCAUGUUGUGGUUUUAUCUCCUUAGUUUUAUUGUUGAGCAACGUAUUAAAAGUUUGGUUUUUCUGUUUGAAGGAUUAAAAAGAAGUAUUUAUCAGAUUUACAUUCAUUCUGCCUCGCUGGAGGUUGGUUCUUAGCGUUCAUCACCUCCAUUACAGCUCUGUGGCGAUUUGUUGCUGAAAUAAAACGAAAAGCCAACACAUAUGUUUACUCUAAUGUGGAAAGAUCUGCUACAGUGUUUAAAUAUGAAUUACAGAAUAAUAUUAUAUUGAAUUUAAAAUAUAGACCUAUAAAGGCUGUUUUUUUUUUCUUAUUGGUAUGUGGACCAUUUUAAAAGAUUUGUCAUGUUUUAUGGAAUGAUUCUUUGAACUUUUUUCUGUGUAUGAUUUUCUUUGAUUCUUUUCCAACAAUAAACUAACGAAACUCAA